This is a messenger RNA of Papaver somniferum (opium poppy), 1479 nucleotides long. RefSeq names its product auxin-induced protein 5NG4-like. Gene Ontology annotation, molecular function: transmembrane transporter activity. The record is from RefSeq and is a predicted model, not a curated record. The transcript has 4 exons. The coding region runs from base 802 to 1350 and encodes 182 amino acids. Gene Ontology annotation, cellular component: plasma membrane. NCBI's taxonomy places the organism in Eukaryota, Viridiplantae, Streptophyta, Magnoliopsida, Ranunculales, Papaveraceae.
UUAUUUCAUUUCUGUACAAAUAAUAUGCCGGGAAGUAAUCAAGCCCUACAUAAGAACAUGAUGCUAACAACAUGCAAAAGAAUAAUUAAUCAAACUCUUCUGCAGUCAUGUGACAUGUACUGUAUCUUUUCCAGUUUAGGCGUAAGGAAAUUAACAAAAACAGGAGACGUUGGAGCUGACAUUUAGAUCGAGAGAUUACGAAUGGCAGUUAUGUUAUGUGUACUUUGGCGAACUUAUUGUAGGAAAUUCAAACCGCACCUUCUAAUGCUUAUUUCAUAACUGAAGCUGCUUUCAAUCAUGGAAUGAAUCCUCAUGUCUAUGUAACUUAUCGGCAUGUUGUAUCUGGUUUAGCUGUGCUGCCUUUCGCCUAUUUCCUAGAAAGGAAUGUAAGGCCGAAGUUGACAUUAGCAUUGUUUACUGAGAUAUCUGCACUAUCACUUAUCGGGUAGGGUAAGGGUUCCUGAAUUAAGGAGUUUUCGUGAAUUCAGUUAAUUUCUUGAUUUAAUGGUUAAAACCAAGUUUCUUUCAAGAUCACAGGGUCUGUUUAACUCUGAAUAUGUACUUUCUUAGCAUGAAAUAUACCUCACCAACUUUCAUUGCGGCGAUGAUCAACACAGUUGCUUCUUUGACUCUUGUAAUUGCAGUUGUCUUGAGGUGGGUACACAUGUGGAAAAAUUUAUAUUAUCAAAGACCCAUACAAAAUCUUUCUUCUCAACUGCAUACCUUUAGCUUGUACUUCCUAUAUGUAUGUCAAAUGAAGGUUAGAAGUUCUUGAGUCUUGACAUUAGAAGAAGCCGAGGGAUGGCAAAAAUUCUUGGAACCUCAGUUUCCUUCGCUGGUGUACUGACCAUGACAUUGUUCAGAGGACCUGCAAUUAGAAACUUAUGGGGUGCAGUAAUUCGUAUUGAAAGGAACAGUGUCGAGCAUGAGAAUUGGAGUUCACUCCUUGCUGUUGCUAGCUGCAUAAUAUGGUCUAUUUGGUACAUCAUGCAGGCCGUUGCAUUGAAGAAAUACCCUGCACAACUUUCAUUAACGGCAUGGAUGAGUAUUCUUGGUGCAGCACAAUCAGCAGUCUUAACAGCAUUUAUAGAACAUAGACCUAAAGCGUGGGCAAUCGGAAUAAAUGUGGAACUUUGGGAUAUCAUUUACGCUGGAGUGGUUUGCUCUGGUCUGAUAAUAUACGUACAACUAUGGUGCACAGAGCAAAAAGGUCCAGUUUUUGUUACCAUGUUUGAUCCUCUUUCCACAUUAAAGGUGGCUGUCGUGGCAUACUUUAUUGUUGGUGAAAGAUUGUACAUGGGUGGAGCAAAGAGGGUGACAAUGAACCUCAAACCGAUUCUCAAGUACUAACGAAUCUGAGCUAUGAUGAGCAUAAGGAAAGCAAGAUGCAAAUAGCUUCUUAAUGCUAGGGAAGGAAAUAUCCAUACCAGAGCCUAAUACACGAGGGAAUAGUCUAAGCGAGAAAUUUAUUACUCCUCA